Molecule: messenger RNA, 3853 nt
Organism: Condylostylus longicornis
Lineage: Eukaryota; Metazoa; Arthropoda; Insecta; Diptera; Dolichopodidae
Product: mucin-2-like
Exons: 4
Coding region: 1-3738 (1245 amino acids)
Cellular component (GO): extracellular region
Molecular function (GO): chitin binding
Source: RefSeq, a predicted model, not a curated record
AUGACUGCAAGCUCUCAGUAUAGUGAUUGUGAUAAUAGGCCUUUUGGCUUUAAACUACAAGAUCCAGAAGAUUGCCAUGGCUAUUUAGUUUGCAUACAUGGGCGCGCCUAUUCACAAGUUUGCCCUUAUGGUACAAAGUUUGAUGAAUUUAUCAGAAAAUGUGUACCAGGAAAGUGCCCGCCAUGUAAUAUAGUUACCCCGCCUCCGAUUUCAAGUACAACUACACCCACUACCACUACAAAAACAACAACAACAACAGAUUUUCCUAGCACAACCACGGAACUUGAAACCACAACUACAGAAUCAUCAACCUCAACCACAAAUACUUCAAGCUCAACCUCCUCCGAAAUUCCAAGCACAACAACCAGUGAAAUGUCAACCUCAACAACAUCCGAAAUUCCAAGCACAACAACUACAGAUUCGCCAACGACAACAACUAUAGAAUCGUCAACCUCAACUACUACCGAAAUUUCAACCACAACCACUGAAUCGUCAUCUACAACAACCAGUGAAGUUCCAACCACAUCUACAGAAUCAUCAACUACAACCUCCGAAAUUCCAAGCACAACAACUACAGAAUCGUCAAGUUCAACAACUACCGUAAUGCCUACAACAACUACAGAGUUGUCAACUUCAACUACUACCGAAAUUCCAAGCACAACCACUAAAUCGUCAUCUACAACAACUAGUGAAAUUCCAACCACAACUACAGAAUCAUCAACUACAACCUCCGAAAAUCCAAGCACAACAACUACAGAAUCGUCAAGUUCAACAACCACCGAAAUACCUACAACAACUACAGAAUCGUCAACCUCAACUACUACCGAAAUUUCAACCACAACCACUGAAUCGUCAUCUACAACAACCAUUCCAACCACAACUACAGACUCAUCAACAACAACCACAGAAACGUCAACUUCUACAACCUCUGAAAUUUCAAGCACAACAACCACAGACUCGGCAAGUUCAACAACUGCCGAAAUGCCUACAACAACUACAGAGUUGUCAACUUCAACUACUACCGAAAUUCCAAGCACAACCACUGAAUCGUCAUCUACAACUACCAGUGAAGUUCCUACUACAACUACAGAAUCAUCAACUACAACCACUGAGACACCAACUUCAACAACCUCCGAAAUUCCAAGCACAACGACUACAGAGUCGUCAAGUUCUACAACUAGCGAAAUGCCUACAACAACUACAGAGCUGUCAACUUCAACAACUACCGAAAUUCCAAGCACAACCACUAAAUCGUCAUCUACAACUACCAGUGAAGUUCCUACUACAACUACAGAAUCAUCAACUACAACAACAGAAACACCAACUUCAACAACCUCCGAAAUUCCAAGCACAACAACUACAGACUCGUCAAGUUCAACAACUACCGAAAUGCCUACAACAACUACAGAGUUGUCAACUUCAACUACUACCGAAAUUCCAAGCACAACCACUGAAUCGUCAUCUACAACUACCAGUGAAGUUCCUACUACAACUACAGAAUCAUCAACUACAACGACAGAAACACCAACUUCAACAACCUCCGAAAUUCCAAGCACAACAACUACAGACUCGUCAAGUUCAACAACUACCGAAAUGCCUACAACAACUACAGAGUUGUCAACUUCAACUACUACCGAAAUUCCAAGCACAACCACUGAAUCGUCAUCUACAACUACCAGUGAAGUUCCUACUACAACUACAGAUUCAUCAACUACAACCACAGAGACACCAACUUCAACAACCUCUGAAAUUCCAAGCACAACAACUACAGACUCGUCAAGUUCAACAACUAGCGAAGUGCCUACAACAACUACAGACUUGUCAACUUCAACAACUACCGAAAUUCCAAGCACAACCACUGAAUCGUCAUCUACAACUACCAGUGAAGAUCCUACUACAACUACAGAAUCAUCAACUACAACCACAGAAACACCAACUUCAACAACCUCCGAAACUCCAAGCACAACAACUACAGACUCGUCAAGUUCAACAACUAGCGAAGUGCCUACAACAACUACAGAGUCAUCAACUUCAACUACUACCGAAAUUCCGAGCACAACCACUGAAUCGUCAUCUACAACUACCAGUGAACUUCCUACUACAACUACAGAAUCAUCAACUACAACGACAGAAACACCAACUUCAACAACCUCCGAAAUUCCAAGCACAACAACUACAGACUCGUCAAGUUCAACAACUACCGAAAUGCCUACAACAACUACAGAGUUGUCAACUUCAACUACUACCGAAAUUCCAAGCACAACCACUGAAUCGUCAUCUACAACUACCAGUGAAGUUCCUACUACAACUACAGAUUCAUCAACUACAACCACAGAGACACCAACUUCAACAACCUCUGAAAUUCCAAGCACAACAACUACAGACUCGUCAAGUUCAACAACUAGCGAAGUGCCUACAACAACUACAGACACAACCACUGAAUCCUCAUCUACAACUACCAGUGAAGAUCCUACUACAACUACAGAAUCAUCAACUACAACCACAGAGACACCAACUUCAACAACCUCCGAAAUUCCAAGCACAACAACUACAGACUCGUCAAGUUCAACAACUACCGAAAUGCCUACAACAACUACAGAGUUGUCAACUUCAACUACUACCGAAAUUCCAAGCACAACCCCUGAAUCGUCAUCUACAACUUCCAGUGAAGUUCCUACUACAACUACAGAAUCAUCAACUACAACCACUGAGACACCAACUUCAACUACUACUGAAAUUCCAAGCACAACUACAGAUUCGUCAACUACAACAACGAGUUCAGUUCCAACCGCAACGACAGAUGAAUCAACCACAGAGUUAUCAACUUCAACUGCCACCGACAUUUCUACAACAAGUGUGGAAUCGUCAACUACAACAUCAACUAGUAUACAUACCACUACAACUACACAAUUGCCAAGUACUACAACGGCUAAACCAGAAUCAGAGUGUCGUAUUCUACCAGACGAGUAUUAUGUUUUGGGAAGUUUGAUUUUAUUAUUUGGAAAUGUUAUAGCAAUUUACAAAUCGGAAUGUGAAGGAAAACCAUACAAUUUCAAAAUAAUAGAUCCAAACAAUUGUCAUGGCUAUAAAGUUUGCGUUCUCGGUCACGGAUUACCUAGAAUAUGCCCGUAUAAAAAAAAAUUUGACAAUAUUUUGAAAAAGUGUGUGUACGGUCAAUGUGCUCCUUGCGAUUAUGAUGAAUCGAUUAUUCCGAAAAACUGUAAAAAUCAACCUAGUGGCGUAACAUUUGAAGAUCCAUAUGAUUGUCGUCGUUAUUCAGUUUGUAUUCGAGGACGAAAAAAAACAAUAUUAUGCCCGUCUUUAAUGAAAUUUGACAAAAAUUUGGGAGUAUGCUUACCAGGAUUAUGUCCAGUAUGUAAUCAUGGAACAACCAUUCCGCCAAUCACUACUACGCAACAGACUUCAACUGUAAACACAACAACAACGACUCUUAGGACCACCUUCAAAACUACAAGUACAACUAAAACAACUGAAACUACACCUAUAACAUCUUCAGAAGUCGUAUCAACAACUACUUCUAACCCACCAGAACCAUCGAUUUGUAAUAAUCUACCUGAUGGAACUUUAAUUCCUCAUUCAAAUCAUUGUAAUAACUAUUAUAUAUGUCGAAAUGGCAUUGAUAUUCCACAAAAGUGUACUAUAGGAAUGUGGUUUGAUACAAAGCGUCAUAUUUGUGAUUUUCCAAAAUAUGUUUAUUGUCCAGCUGGAGUUGAUUGAACUACUGAAUUACUAGAAUGACAUUUCAAGACUUUUAACUUAUGAAUUUUAAUGUAUACUAUAUUUCAACAUAUUUCAAUAUUUUAAGUGUUAUUUAUUUUUAUUUAUUUGAAAA